AUGCCAACAAUGUCUGAGGGUCGCAGUAAGACGAAACAGAAUUUUACCAGCUAUGUAAAUCAGGUUCCGGAAGAAAACUUUGUCAAUGAUGACUAUAAACCAAAGUUACUGUCAGGGGAACUAGAGGCUGCUCGUGCUAAUAACGUAUGCAUGUACAUUGCAUCCUACCUCAAAGAUGGGAAGGUGUACGGUGAAAAAACGGGAAUCUUGCUGAUCACUAACUUUCGGUUAUCUUUCAUAUCAUUGGACAUGGAAGACGAACAGCUCUCGUUCCAGAGUAAUCGAUUCCUUGGCUCAUCAGAUGUGUCACUUUCUAAUAUCGACAGAAUUUAUCAGUAUGUUGAUAAAAAGAAAAGAAUUAUAAGUCCACAGUUUAAGAAUAGCAACAAGAUCGACAAAAUACGCAUCGUGUGUAAGAACUUUAAAACUUUUACAUUCGGUUUUCAACUGUCGGAAAUAGGAAAAGGAAAAUACAUCGCGGAUGCACUCCUAAAGUUUGCCUUUCCCGCACGGCAUAAUUUAUUGUUUCUGUAUCGGUUCAAGGAGAAGUACUACCGCAGCCCCAUGUGUGAGAAUGUAACAAUGUACGACAAGAAAAUGGAUUGGUCCCAAGAACUGCAACGAUGCAAUGCAACCGGCGGUUGGCGCGUAUAUUCAAAGGAUUGCCGAGUCUCUAAUAGCUCCUUACCGAUGCAUUUCGUGGUUCCAAAGCACCUCAGCGAUAUCGAGUACGAUAACAUAUCGAAAAGCUUUCGCAAUAAUCGUUCGGCUAUUUGGGUAUGGGGCCUUAAGGAUGCGGCACUGGUUCGCUUAGCCGAACUUAACCCUGAUAUUACUAAUACGACGGUAGAAAACAUUUUGCUGGAACACGUGCGCCGUUGCGAUCCACAGAAGAGACAACCGAGGUUACUGGAGUUGUAUAAAAUUUUGCCUAGCAUACAGGAUGUCAACCUUAGCUACAUCAAAUUGCUCGACCUUUGCACUCCCGACACCGAUCAACAAUUUAUGGCGCAGGAUGGACGAUUUUAUACACUGUUGGAAAAAAGUUACUGGCUCUUUUACGUGUCGCUGUGCUUGAAACAUUCAGAUAUGGCAGCCAAAUUAUUGCGUGAGGGGCAAACUGUAGUGCUGCAGGAAAUUAAUGGGCGUGAUAUGAGCUGCGUGAUAUCGAGCUUGGUGCAACUACUUCUGGACAGUAGUUAUCGCACGAUACAAGGCUUUCAAAGCCUAAUUCAAAAGGAAUGGGUGAUACUUGGGCAUCCGUUUAGCGAUAGGUUGGGACACGUGCCUACGGUGAAAGUAACCGAGCGCAGUCCUUUGUUCCUUUUGUUUCUCGAUUGUACAUGGCAGCUGUUGCAACAGUUUCCGGAGGCUUUCGAGUUUUCGGACGUUUUCCUAACCACUCUGUGGGAUUCUCUGUUCCUUCCCAUUUUUGACACGUUUCAGUUUAACUCUGAAACCGAGCGAUACCAGGCACUGAACGCUGAGCACGUUGUGCUGCGACCGGUUUGGGAUUGGGAAAAACAAUUCGACAAUAAAGAUCUCGCCUUGUUUACAAAUCCACUGUAUCAGGCGAAAAUGCGACAAGCGGUACUAGCAGUGCAAAGCAAUAGUAAUAGUUCUUCCAGCCCGCAAACUCCAAUCGCUAGUUCUUUGUUUAGUGCGCGACGACCAGAUGAAUCGAAUGGGCGUUCGGUGCCUAAUGGUGCCGGCAAGCUACAAUUGUUAAAGCAUGAUGAACAGUUCCUAGAACCGCAAUGCUGCCUGCGUGAUAUCGAACUUUGGCAACAGUGUUACUUUCGCUGGAUGCCCCAUCUUGAAAUUAAAUACGGUGGCAUCGCACAGUGUGAUCUGUUGAAUCGAUUGCUGUUGGGUAAAAUAUACAAACUUCGACAGGAUCUCGGUCAAUUGGUAACAUCGGACCCCUCUAAUGAGCAAGUGGAAGAUUUGGAACAAAUUCUAUCAACGAUGAUAGUACAAACACGUGAUCCAGAUGUGGCUUCCGAUGCAUCGUUGGCAAUUAGUUCGUUCUUUCCAUUUUCUAGCAUAGUGCCGACAGCACAAUGCACGGAGCUGUUGAUAGCGAGCAAUGAUAUAAAUUUUUCACACGAUUCAAUGUAUGAUACGUCUUCGUUAAACGACUGA
Messenger RNA from Anopheles marshallii, 2145 nucleotides. RefSeq names its product myotubularin-related protein 10-B. The transcript has 9 exons. NCBI's taxonomy places the organism in Eukaryota, Metazoa, Arthropoda, Insecta, Diptera, Culicidae. The record is from RefSeq and is a predicted model, not a curated record. The coding region runs from base 1 to 2145 and encodes 714 amino acids.